Messenger RNA from Schistocerca gregaria, 3154 nucleotides. It is a transcript of the gene eIF3c, whose product is annotated as eukaryotic translation initiation factor 3 subunit C. NCBI's taxonomy places the organism in Eukaryota, Metazoa, Arthropoda, Insecta, Orthoptera, Acrididae. Gene Ontology annotation, molecular function: translation initiation factor activity; RNA binding; translation initiation factor binding. Gene Ontology annotation, biological process: translational initiation. The transcript has 18 exons. Bases 338 to 3004 code for a protein of 888 amino acids. Gene Ontology annotation, cellular component: eukaryotic translation initiation factor 3 complex. The record is from RefSeq and is a predicted model, not a curated record.
GUAUUUUACGCACCAGUGCAUUCGGCGGCAGCGCCACAUCUUGUCUGUUAAAUAUAGGUAUAGUUAGUCUGAAAAGUACUUCCUUCGGGUAGACAAAAUGAAGGAACUCCCCUUAAAAUUAAUAAUGUGGCGCUACUAUUGGAAUUUCUGCAGUGCCUAAAAGCAGACAGUACUUUUGUUACAUACAGUUUAUCAUACUAUCUCUGGAUCACUGUAUAAGCAACAUCCUUGUCCAUGUUGUAGCACGAGGGUGGUACGAGAGGAGUGUUUGUGGUGGUUGUUAUGUGUUGAGUUUGUUUGUAUAAAUUUUGUAUAAAGUCUCUAAAAGCUACAGAAAAUGAGUCGGUUUUUCGCGACCGGAGGUUCCGAUUCGGAGACGGAGAGUGCAUCAGAUGAUGAGCAGAUUCAGCGCCCAACUGCCACACAGUUUACGUUUAGUGAUGAAGAAGAAGAUACAAAACGAGUUGUCAGAUCUGCCAAGGAGAAAAGAUAUGAAGAGCUUACCAACAUAAUAAAGCAAAUAAGGAACUAUAAGAAAAUCAAGGAUAUGAGCAGCAUGCUGUCAAGUUUUGAAGAUCUGCAGCGAGCCCAUACGAAAGCUAUUCCUGUUAUAAAUAAGGAAGAAAAUGGACAGAAUCCACGUUUUUUUAUUCGUUGUCUUGUUGAAAUGGAAGAUUUCAUUAAUGAAAUGUGGGAAGAUCGUGAAGGAAGGAAAAACAUGUCAAAAAAUAACUCAAAAUCUCUGACAUCUCUUCGGCAAAAAUUACGAAAAUACAAUAAGGAAUUUGAAGAUGAUAUUUCCAAGUUCAGAGAGAAUCCAGAUCAGGAUGAUGAUGAAGAAGAAGAUGUUAAAGAAGAUGAAGGAGAUUCUGAAGAAGAUGAGAAGCCCUCGGCUACAUUUAAGAAAGCUGGGUCAGAAGGAAGCACUUUUGAUUCUAGCAAGUUCUUGAAGAAAUCUGGUGAUGAAGAUGAAGGAAGUGAUAGUUCCACUGACUGGGGCUCAAGUACCGAAUCUGAAUCAGAAAGUAGCGAUGAUGAUGAUAAGUAUAACGUGAAUCUCCGAGAACGCUUCUUGAAAAAAACUACAGACAAGGAGGAAGAGGAAAAGAAGGAACGCAAAGACAAAAAGGAACGAAAGGAGAAAGAGAGAACACGGAGGAAGGAAGAAGAAGAAGAUGCCGAAGGAGAAUGGGAAACUGUUAGAGGGGGUGUUGCAAUUCCUUCUGAGAAGCCAAAAAUGUUUGCAAAAGAUGCUGAAAUUGAUACAAAUUUAGUCCUUAAGAAGUUGAAUGAGAUAAUAGCAGCAAGAGGCAAAAAACGCACAGAUCGACGAGAACAAAUAGAACUUCUGCAUGAACUGCAUAGCAUAGCUCAAGUACACAACUUGGGACAUGCUGUAUAUGUCAAAAUAGAACUUGCUAUUGUAUCUGCAAUCUUUGAUUAUAAUCCGAAAGUUUCAGAUGCAAUGAAGCCAGAAUAUUGGGCAAAACUUCUGGAUAGCAUAGAGCUUUCAAUAGCCACUUUGCUAUCAUCACAGGACAUCAUUAUUGGAGAAGGCGUGCUCGAGGAAAAUGAGCAAUACGAUAAGCCUCCUUACCGAGUAAGAGGGUGUAUACUUACAGUAGUUGAGCGACUUGACGAAGAAUUCAUUAAAUUAUUGAAGGAGUGUGAUCCUCAUAGUAAUGAAUAUGUUGAGAGGUUAAAAGAUGAGAAAAGAGUGUCAAAUAUUAUUGACAAGGUACAAGAAUAUCUUGAAAGACAAGCAGUGCCGUCGGAACUUUGUCGUGUAUAUCUGCGCAAGAUAGAGCAUCUUUAUUACAAAUUUGAUCCUGACGUUCUGAAGCAGAGAGAGGGUGAGCUACCUCCAGAUGCUGUUACAAGUGUCCAAGUUAUGGAGAAACUGUGUAAGUUCGUGUAUGCCAAGGACUCAACAGACCGUCUUCGUACUCGUGCUAUUUUGUCACACAUUUACCACCAUGCUCUUCAUGAUAACUGGUUCCAAGCUCGAGACCUUAUAUUAAUGUCUCAUCUGCAAGAAACCAUUCAUCAUUCUGAUCCUCCAACACAGAUACUUUACAACCGUACAAUGGCGCACUUAGGACUGUGUGCAUUCAGGCAUGCGAAUAUCAAGGAUGCGCAUAAUUGCCUAGUUGAUUUGAUGAUGACUGGAAAGGUCAAAGAACUUCUUGCCCAAGGUUUGCUACCCCAGCGGCAGCAUGAGAGGAGCAAGGAGCAAGAGAAAAUAGAGAAACAGAGGCAGAUGCCAUUCCAUAUGCAUAUUAAUCUUGAGCUCUUGGAGUGUGUGUAUCUGGUAUCAGCCAUGCUCAUUGAAAUACCAUACAUGGCAGCUCACGAAUUUGAUGCUCGUCGUCGCAUGAUUUCAAAGACGUUUUAUCAACAACUCCGUUCCAGUGAGCGCCAGUCAUUGGUUGGACCACCAGAAUCGAUGAGGGAGCAUGUAGUUGCCGCUUCUAAAGCAAUGAGAAAUGGAAAUUGGCUGGCUUGUAGAAAUUUCAUCAUAAAUGAAAAAAUGAAUGCCAAGGUGUGGGAUCUUUUCUAUCAGGCAGAUAAAGUCCGUACUAUGUUAACAAAGUUGAUAAAGGAAGAAGCCUUGAGAACAUAUUUAUUUACAUAUUCAAAUGUGUAUGAUUCCAUCUCUAUGUGUACACUGGCAGAGAUGUUUGAAUUAGAACAUCCACUUGUACAUUCUGUUAUCAGCAAGAUGAUAAUCAAUGAGGAACUUAUGGCAUCACUUGAUGAUCCUACCCAAACUGUGGUGAUGCAUAGGAGUGAACCCAGCCGUUUACAAUCGCUGGCCCUCCAACUUGCUGAUAAAGUCAGUAACUUUAUCGACUCUAAUGAAAGGAUAUUGGAACUUAAGCAAGGUAAUUUUUACAAUCGAGGAGGCAACCAAGGUGGCUUCAGAGACAGGCAGAAUUUUGGUCGCCAAGGUCAAGACUGGGGUAGACAAAGACGGGAACGUGGAGAUAAUCGAGCAUACUAAUUUGCAGUUUCAUGUGUGUGCGCAUGUGGCACUGUUAUGCUUAUACAUAUUAUAUAGCAGAUCCUUGUUUUAUAGUAUUCACCGUGGUUGUCAGAAUUGUGAGUGUGAUUUGUAAUGUGUGAGUUGAAUAAAAUUAAAUAAUUGAAUGUG